Molecule: messenger RNA, 26778 nt
Organism: Podarcis lilfordi (Lilford's wall lizard)
Lineage: Eukaryota; Metazoa; Chordata; Lepidosauria; Squamata; Lacertidae
Source: the annotation of a GenBank genome assembly
AGGAUGGGAAAACACCCAACGGUUCAAGAGAAGGGAUAAAGAAAGAGAAGAAACUCACCCCAUUCACCAUGACGUCCAGGAGGUCUGAAAAUGGAUGUUCUUUCUGAGGACUGAUGUAGUCAAAAUAUUUUCGUAGAAUUAACUGUGAUCUAUGGGUUGGGGAGCAGCCUGCCUUUGAAAGGUUUGGGUUUCUUUUAAGUUCUGGUACACCAAAUGGUUGUUUGCUGUGGACAUUCGGCUGCUUUGCACCUACAUCAUUCCAGGUAAGCUCCUGAUGUGUUCUUUCAAUGUAAGAAUCCUCUCGGAAAACAAGAGAAAGAUUAGAAAAAUCAACAGCUUUUAUGAAGUGAUUAUUCCUUGAAACAGUGCUGGUUGGCAACAGGCAAUAGCUUUUAAGAGAGCUGGGAAGGGCAUCCUUCCUGUACUAAAUAAACAUAUGCUUCUUUUAUCUCAUGGUCACAGCGGCUUUGUGGGUGUUUGAACACUACAACACCCGGUCAACCUUGUUUAACUACCAGAGGGGAAGGUGGGUUGUGAGUGCACACACCACAAUAAUCCUUCCCUUCUACAAUUCAGUUUUACCUUUCCCAGAGUAUUGUCUGUUUCCAGCUGCAGACUUUUUAUAUACAAAUUGGAGCAAGUGGAUGGAUAAUAAUGUUAAUUUUCAUAUAUUAUAUCUCGUAGCAAGGAUUGCAAACAUCUUUCUAUAUCUUAGCAGGUUGUGAAAUUAUUUAAACAAUAACAAUAUUCUGGAAAGGUGGAGAAAUUUAUCUCUGUGUGUCAUGGGCGGGGAACAUUUCGGGGGCUGAAGGCAUUGCGCUCAUGGAAAAUUUGAGUGGGGGAGCUAAUUCCAGUAGUGGGCAGGGUCAGACCCACGACCAGCAUCAGACUCACACACAUUCACACACCCUUAACACACCCACACACCAUUACACACAAACAUCUCUAUUUCCCAUGGAAACAAUGGCAUAUAUUUUAUUCUUAGUAACAGCAGUUAAGUUUUGCUUUCUAUUUUUAUAGACUUUAAAUACUAAUAAAAAGCUUGCUAAACAUGGCUUUUUAAAAAAAAUCUGGUUGUGCAAAAGGCAAAAAAAGUCAGUAAUUCUAGCGCUUAUUAUAUGUCUUACUAGCUUUUUACAAAAUGUCACAAAGCAACUUAUGAAAUAUUAAGAAUGUAAAUAAUGUAAGUGCCCAUCUGAACUGCAAAACCCUGCAUUACAGCUAUUCAACGCCUCAAACUUGGCACACUGAAAAUUGCUUACUGGGAAUCGCAAAAUGAAUGGAAACUUUGUUUGUUUAUAUGCAUUGUUUUUUAAAAAUGUAUAUGACUUCUCAUAUUAUAAUAUAUCAGAGUGGUGUAAAGAAAACAAAAGAUAAACAUAAAAUAUACACCAUGUGUUGCAUCCAACUGAAUUCUACGCAGAGUAGAUCAACUGAAAUUAAUGGACAUAAGUUAGCCAUGCUCAUUAAUUUCAAUGGGUCUACUCUGGGCAGGACUAGCAUUGAACACUGUGCCAAAACUAAUACUGUUCAAAUGACAGUUCAACACUACAAGUUGAUCAGCAGACAAUAAUUCAUUAGGAAAAGCUCACACAAGUAAAGAAGGAUGGUAUUACACAUGCACCUGAAAGAGAGGAUCGUUGGGGCAUGCCUUGUCUCUAAAGGUAUAAAAUUGCACAUUAAAUGGAUUUAACUCUGAAAGCCUCACUACUGGAGGACGCAGGGUGCGUAGGGAAUGGUCUCAAUGCCACUAGGAGGUCCUCUUCUAUGAAAUGUGGUGGCUGGGCAAGAGUCUAAGGAGAGAGGUGGUCUCUCAGGUAGAAUAAUAGAAUAAUAGAAUUGUAGAGUUAGAAAGGACCCCAGUGGUCAUCUAGUCCAACCCCCUGCAAUGCAUAUGCCAGUCUGGAUCACACCCAUCCACCCCUCCAUUCAUGCCAUUCAUAAUAGUGUGCCCGGACACUGAGGUCCAGUGCCGACGGCCUUCUGGCAGUUCCCUCGCUGCGAGAAGCCAAGUUACAGGAAACCAGGCAGAGGGCCUUCUCGGUAGUGGCACCCGCCCUGUGGAAUGCCCUCCCAUCAGAUGUCAAAGAGAAAAACAACUACCAGACUUUUAGAAGACAUCUGAAGGCAGCCCUGUUUAGGGAAGCCUUUUAAUGUUUAAUAGACUAUUGUAUUUUAAUAUUCUGUUGGAAGCCGCCCAGAGUGGCUGGGGAAACCCAGCCAGAUGGGUGGGGUAUAAAUAAAUUAUUAUUAUUAUUAUUAUUAUUAUUAUUAUUAUUAUUAUUAUUCUAAUUUGGCUCUCACUCCCAGGAAAGUAAUGAAGAUUCUGUCAAAGGCUUCAUAGAAAUUUUCAGAUUUUUAACUUUUUAAAUAACUGGCUUUGCAGUAUAUCGAGAAAAUGUGGGAUUUCUUCCUCUGCAUCACACACCGUACAGUUAAAGCACAUGACCUGCGCCAAAUAAUCCUGGGAACUGUAGUUUGUUAAACUUGAUGGGAAUUGGAAAAAAUGCCGAGAGCCAGUGUGGGUGCAAUAGUUAGAAUGUCACACUAGGACCUGGGAAACCAAGGGUUCAAAUCCCCACAUGCCCAUGAAGCUCCCUGGGUAAUCUUAAGCCAGUCACAGCCUCUCAGCCUAGCCUACCGCACAAGGUUGUUGUGAAGAUUAAAUGAGGAGGCAGAGAACCAUGUAUACCACCUUGAGCCCCUUGGAGAAAGAGGUGAAUAUUAAUGCAAUAAAAAAAUAAAUUGCAGCUCUGUGAGGUGUAAAUUAUAGUUCCCAGAAUUCUGGGGUGGGGGUGGGUAUACUUCAAAUGUAUCAUGGGUAUACAAUCCUCAUCUCUCAAAUCACAUUGGCCGGGUAAAGUAUUGAGUAUUUUGUUGCCAGGACAGAGCUGCUGGAUCGAGUUGCUUUUUUAUUUUUAUUUUACAGAGCUGCUGCUGCUGCUGAGUGCUUUGCAUCAACCCUUCCUUUGGUUUUGUUAUUUUAGGAAACACGGAAGCAGCAAGCGCCCAUGAUGGACAAGGACUUUGCUCCUUCCCCACACAGGACCCGAAGAUGCAUUCCAACCUUAGGAGUCUCAUCCAAUCCCAGCCGCAUCCCAGGACACACGACUCGCUCCCUUGGAACUGGGGGGCUCGCGGCUCUCAGCCCCAUCUUGAAAAAGGAAGCCUGCCUCAACUCCUUCAGGCAGGAACCCACCAAACAGCUCCCUUUGGCAAAAGGCAGAGGGAUUCCUAAACCUCAAUCGAGGCUUGGGCCCCCAAAGCCGCCUCGUUGCCCUGAUGGGCUCCUCUCCUCAUGCUCAGCUCCUACCGCCUCCCAGUCUCUUCAGUGGACAGCAGCCAAUGGUUUGGAAGCACGUAAACUAAGCUCUCUCUCAUUUACUCUUCAGAGGAGCACCAAUGCCCCUCCAGCUGGCCGGCAACUCCUCUCACAUGCUAUGGCAGCAAAGAGGGAGUUCCAGAAGGUUCCCUUCCAAAAGGAAGCAUCGGGAAGGAGAGAGGAGUUGCCUUCACCAAGCCAUCUGCCAUUGUCCGGAUUACAAACCUUGCCCCAAAGGGUAGCUGAGAAUUCAGCUGAUAUGCAAACCACUCUUUGUCUGGAAGACAGAAAUCAUACCUCAAAUGCAGGCAUGCCAGGUUCCCAGAGACGUUUGGCCCCUGCUAGCCCACCACCAUCUCCUCCCCCUCAGCCACUUCCCAAAACCACAGAAGAUCCCACAAAUUCACCCCUGAAAGAAAUGGUUCAGGAGGACUUUGCUUCUAAUGACAGAUAUGGCAUCCCAAAAGGCAUUGAUGCGCCCCAAGGCUUAGCUGAAUCUGGAAAGAUGUUACUUCCCUUCCCUCAGGAGUGUCUUGAGGAGCAUGCUCUGAACGGCAACUGCUUCAUGGCAGAUUCCAUGAUGUCUCCUGUGACAAAUACAACUGGGUUUGAAUGUAAGUCCAAAAGUGGUGUCUUGUCAUGUGUUUGCUGUGUGUAUGCAGCGUGAGGGGUUCUCUCUUCUUGACUGCUGAGGGGCAAGAUGCCGGCACUUAACAGGGUAUAAUGUGUCAUGAGAUAAUAUUCUGAUUCUACGUUGUUUCAUCAGCUUGUGUCAGAGUCUUUGCUAAGCAUAAAACCAGUCAAUGCCAGUUCAUGCAAAUUACUAUUAUUUUUCCAUAUGAUUCCCCUGUUCAAGCAAGAGAAACCCCAGUGGAAGUGAAUAUACAAAGGUGCUUUAUACUGACAUUGAUCCAUGUAGGCCAGUUCCACCUGCUGCAGCUGUCAGUCACUCUUCAGACAUCCUUCCAGCCCUGCUAGCUGUCAGGAUCAACGGUAUAAUGGUGUAGGAACCAGGCAGGUAGGGGGAGCAACAGUUCUGGGCCUUUUUUCAGACCCAGAGUGAUGAUGUCAUUUGCCAGCGUUUCACUUGCUCUGGCAUAUGAAUGAAGUAAUAACAAAGCUUUCAAGUGCCAUCUGCCUCAACUGCAAUAAAACAUGUCUCUCCCGUAUCGGUCUCUACAGCCGCAGCAAGUGCUUUAACUCUCCAACAGUUUGACUUUACCCAGAUGGCUCACUCUUCCAUUGUCUCUUGAAACAGGCAGAUGGCAACACACAAGUGACAUCACUGUUGGUUACAGAUUAGCACAGUAGGAAGCUCGGGAAUGAAAGGAAUAAUCCAGUAGAGACUGGAUGCUUCCUUCCUUUGUUGGGGUUUCGACUGUUUCAUGCUAGCAGUUUAAAUCACAACACUUCUUUUUUCUUCGCUUGCAUUUCUAUUGCAAAGCUAGAGGUUGCAUUAAAGGGGAUGCCAUGAUGAGCUCCUGCUCUUUGGAAUUUACCACGACAUCCCUGGUCUGUACUGGUGGUCUGGAGGCAAAUAGGCAGUCCAGCAAGGAUAAGCAACUUACAAGCAAUUCAAAAGGCAUUCACAUUGAGGUGCCAGGCCAGUGUGACAUCAGAAAUUGUGUACCUACUGGCUUCUAGCUUCCACCAAGACCACACAUCAAAAUCCGUUGUCUGCAUCUAAGCCCUAUGACACCAUUUCCUGGACAUUUGCUUGAGCACUUUUUCAAAGGGCAUCCAUUUCCCCACUUUUGUGUAGGAAACAUUGUGCGACUUGUGCAUCGCUGCGUGUGAAGAUUGCACGAGUGUGUAUUUAUAUUUCCCUGUGUGGUCAUGGCUUCCCAUGCAGCAAAAUCCAGUUACGAGAACCACUUAUAUGUGGGUUAUGCAUUUUAUCUUAGGUGGAAGUGUUUUUCCAUUAGUUGCCUUCUGCAGACCUGCUUCCCAGUUCCCCAACAUCUCCAAGGCAUUUGUGCUUUGCCGUGACAAAUGCGCAGAGACACACACAGAUGUAGGUGCCUAAAGGCACCGGGAGAGACAUCUUGUGUGUGCACUAUGCACACUGACACAAAGACAGAUUCUCCUUGCCUGGGCUGACAUGCAGACUGUUUCUGGCAGACACUCUGUGCCUCCACAUAAUGGGUUACUGCUUCUCACCAUUUCUAAAAAUGCAUGCUGACGACCGUUUUAAAUGGGGUCCAAGUCAUAGCUGCAUGAAUGCUUGCUAGCAAAAGACCCAGAUAUAAGACUGAAAUGCCUAGAUGCAGGCACACACUUUCCUCAUUUCUUUGGCGAACGCUGCUGCCUGAUGAAAGAGUUAACAAUCCCUUUUCAUGAAGUAGCUUCUUGUCUCUAGAGAUGCUCAGCAGACAGUGGCAUAUGAAAGCUGCCUGGGAACAGGGGAGGAGAAAGGAGGGCGGAGAGGCAAGGAAGAAAGAGUAUAUAUGUGCGGCGGGGAGGGGACAGUUUUCUGGCUUCGGCUAACCCAUUUAUCACAGCACCUCCCUUCAGGAGCCAGCACACAUUUCCAUGCCCACCAAUCCAGUCAAGGUCUCCCAGAUGCUUGGAUGAUCCAGCCCUUGAUCCUGGGAAGAGAGGGAGGCAGAGUCUGGGGGAGAUUUUGCAGGGAUGUUUAAUAUUCAGGUCACGUGAACAUGGCAGUGGCGGCAUCAGCAUCUCUGGUUAUCUGAAAUAUCCAUUGGAGAAGGAAAAAGGAGAGAGAAAGAGAGAGAAACAUAGGGAGAAGAAAGAAAGAAACGCAAUCAGACUCUCAGAGGCAGCUUUUAGGCAGAGGGAAGUGAAGAGAAGGAUCAUAUUCCAGAGACAAAGAAAGAUUCAUGUUCAAAGGUAGGUGGUCCAUGAGGAUGCUUGCAUGCUCUUAUGGGUCUGGCGGGGCUCAGAGAUGCAGGAGGGAUGCUGAGAUCCGGCACGCAUUCUCGGCUCAGCAAGACAUUUGGCGUUUGGCAUGGAGACUGGCACAGACACUGCUAAUCUUGCAAGGGAGGAUUGUGGAAAGGGAAAACAGCAUUUCCUGCUCCUCUUCUUCCAUCUGGUGUCAAGGGGGAGGCAGGCAGGGCAGCUGCGAUGGGGCAUCAGAGACACUGGGGCUUUUGUGAAGGCGCACAUUAAUUCCCAGCUGGCUCAGAGGCGUGAGCUGCCUUGCAGCUGGCUUGGCUGUUGCUGACCGCAGGCGAUUCUUCCCUUUCACUGGCAUGGAUGUGUGUCAUAUUGGAAACCUUGUUCCGGCAUUGUGGAGUGGACCACGGGUGGGGUGAUGGCAGGGAACCAGAGCUGGGUGGAGAGGCCGUUGUCUGUGGGCCUUGACGGGAGUCCUGUGGGAUAACGGGUGGGGAAAGAAAGUGUCAGGGCUGGGGUGGCUGGGAAAAGGAAAGCAAUGCUUGGUGAAAGGGGAAGAAGGGGUGUGGUGAUGUGGGGGCUGGGUAGCAGGCACAAAAGGGCUGUAAAUUAAAAGGGGGAGAAGGGUAGAGUGGGAGGCUUGAAUGAAUGAAUCAAUGAAUGAAUGGAUGCAGUGCAAGGGGAAUGUGUUAAUAGCAGGAGCUGUCAUACAAGGGAAUAUGCCCGAUGUCACAUAGCUGCAGCUAUUGUGGCUGUGUGCACACCACACAUUUAAAGCACUCCAGCCCAAUGCUCAUGGGAACUGUAGUUUGUUAAAGGUGCUGGGAAUUGUAGCCCUGUGAGGGGUAAACUAUAGGAUUCUUUGGGGUGGGGAAAAUGUGCUUUACAUAUUCUUUGAGUGUAUGGUGUGUGCACAGACAGCCACAGUUGUAGGUGGAACAGUUCUAGUCAUCUGAAAAAAGAGUGCAAAUGUUUGAACUACACAGUCUUAUGUGGUUGGAGCAAAUGCACCCUGCCUUUUAGCGGAGCCAUUUCAUGGGGACCUGGGCAGUUGUCUUAUUCAGAGUCAGACCAUAGGUUUAUCUAGCUCAGGAUUGUUUACCUUGGCUGGUAGUGGCUCUUCAAGGUCUUGGGUAGGGGCCUUCUCAAUGCCUACCUCACUGGACUCAUGGGCCUUGAUUUGGAGUAAGACAUUUAUAGGGUUACCUGAAUUAAUCUUUUUAAAAGGGGUAUUGGAUUCACAUCCUUAUGGAAGCAGCAUCCUUUGUGAAGAUACAUGAACCUUGCUUUGGAUUAUUCACAAUCAGCGUCCAUGGAUCUUCACAAAGAGCGAUUCUCUGCUUUGUCAAGAGCAGCCUUUUAUUAUGUUCCAAGGUUGGGACUUAGGGCUCAUCCACAAUUCCGCUCACCUUAUUGCUUUCCCCUGGGAAAGCUCGCUGAAUCAGAGCACACAUCAAUUGGGCUUCUUCUGAAUUGAUGUUUGCUCUGAUUUAGCAUUGAAAAUUGAGUUUCCAAGGAGAAAGCAGUGGGGAGAAGGCAAAACCGCUUGGAUCCAUGCUUUCUAGGCAUGGGAUGAGCAGAAGUGUGGAAGAUCCCUUGGUGCUGAAAAACAGAUCUGCUAGCCAAAGCUUGGUGAGUCUGCACAGCUUUGUGCAGUUGUGACCUACUUGAAACUGGAUUGUCUGAAAGCUACCUUCCCCGACCUGGUUUUCUCUAGAUGUUUUAGACUACAACUCCCCUCAGCCCCAGACAAGAUGGCCAAUGGCCAGGAAUUAUGGGUAGGCCAACAACAUCUGAAAGGGCACUAGGUUGGCCUAUCCAAAGUUGUUAUUUUUUUAAUAGGAUGGGUGUGUGUUGGAACAAAGGUCCUCUCCCCGGUGUUCUGGAAACAGCACCUGUAUCUUCUCUUUGUUUUCUUAUGACAGAGGGUUUAAAAAGACUGCUAACUAGAAAGCCACAUGCAAACUAUUGCAAUAAGAAUAGUACAGCUCUCAGGGGAGGUAUGCUCAGUGCGUUCCUUUUGAGGUCCUGUGUGUGGGCGCUUUCACAAGCUGCAGUGAAAAUGGAGCCAGAUCCCCACUGAAGGGCAGGCAGCAGAACUGGAGGUGUAUUCGAUCAAAGCUGGUUAUUAUUUUGCUCCAUAGAGUUACUCAGACAAAGGCAAGGAAGGCAAGGGGUGGAAGAAAAGCCUUCCAUAGCUAGACUGUAGAAAAUAAUUACAUCAGGGGUUAUUACUUUAAAAUAAAGUUACUAAUUAUCAUCUGGCCGUAAGCCAACAAAAGGGCUGCUGCAAAUUCUAGAGAUGUGAUUAAAUGUGUUGACCAGAGGGAAUAUACAGUUCAAAUUCAACUAGCCCAAUUAUCAACUAACCCAACCCUUGGGCAGCAAAUUUCAUCAGGGUUGAAAAAUGUUUUGCAAAGGAGAACAAUCCUAUUUUUGAUACGAUCCUUCAUAUUUUUGAUGCCUGAGGUGGAAAAUCCAAACAGUGUCUUGAAGAUGGCAAAAAUAUAAAAGCCUGCUGAAUAAAUGAUAAUUUGCUGCCCCAAAUCUGGUGCUUGAAGCAGGCCACUUUGGCCUGCUUAAUGGUAGGACUAGCCCUUCCUCAUUUUAAGCUGUAAUUCUGGCAAGACAAAAUGUGUACCUUUAUAAAACUUACAGAUCACCCAGUCAUGUCGGAUUAUCAGUUUGGAAUCCUUGUCUCAGGGCCUUCUGGGGUUUGGCUCAGAACUUCCAUAUGGAGGUGGAGCAGAGAGGAGGGAAAACUCCAAAUUUGGCUCCUUUCUACAGCCCAUAAUUUACCAAGACAAACAGACAGAAGGAAAUCCUCUCUGACUCCCUCAGACUCUGCUGCUGUUGCUAUGCUGGUGCUAUGGAAGGAGGGGACACGUAACUGAAAUUCUCAUUUGCACAGCAAAUUAUUGAGGCAACAGCAAGAUUGGGGCAACUACCGCUGGUUCGGGGAACAGCAAGGUUGAGUAGUGUGGUGUAGUGGUAAAAAUGUUGGACUAUUGCUGGGGUGACCCAGGUUUAAAUCUUCUUUCCACUGCAAAGCUGUUCCUAAUUCAUCUCUAGCCAAGGUGUGAACACCUUUGCACAGGGCAAGACAUCUGGGCCUCAUCAACACCCCCCUGGUAUGUACAAAAACAGAAAUGAAUUGAAGCUGCGCUGAUGUGAACAGCUAGGGGGCAAAGAGCUGCGAAAUGUACCCAAAACCCAACAACUUCGCUGUCUGAAGGUGGUGAUGCGGACGCCUCUUUAAAGGCAUUUGCAACAAUUAAGGGACCAGCAAGCACCUAUUGUAGGCUCAGCAGCCACCAGCUACCAGCACCAAGUAGAAAACACUGUACCAGAUUCCAGAGAAUGUAGAGAAAGUUGUUUUUUUAAAAGGAGGGCAAGUUCACUGCAGCAGAGAGAUCCUUGGCCAGGCUUUGCCUGAAAGAAAGAGGAAAUCUUGGCAGAGGUAGAAUAGACUGGAAUUCUAGGCAGCUAUUUAGAAUAAGAACAGUUCCAGUCGAAAAGGCUGUGUGGUUACCCAAGGGAUGCAUGAGAACAAUAAGCUGCGUGGUCUACCAGGACCUGGCAUGUGGAAGGAAGAGGAUCUGGGCCUCAGGGAUGAUAAAAAAUAGUGCUGAUCAAGACUACUUUGGGGUAUGCAUCUCAGCUUGUGGGCCUGUGUGUUUUCAUCCCACAAUGCUAUGCAACAGGUGAUCCACAAUUAGUGCCUGUUGAAACGCAUUAUUAUUAUGUGUGCAUAUUAUGAACACGUGUUAGGGCAAUCCUAAAUGGAAGAAACUGCAGUUCUUAGGAUUGGGCUGUUGAGAAUGCAGCACAAAAUGGUUUAAAACAAAAAGAAAGGAAGAAAAAGCAGCAAGAGCUUCUCAUGUUUUGUCAAACGGCUGGAGGUUUUCAUUGCCAGCAGCAGCUUCAAGAAAGCUCUAAAAAGACAACAGACGCCUCAGGGGAUAGCCCAUCAGUACAAAAAUCACAAACCGAUUGUGAAAUGUUAAAUGAGAAACUUCCAGUGAAGGAGAGCUCACUUUGGUUCUCACAUCCUUGAUCCGGAGCUUGCUGAUUCUUCACUUACGUGGAGAAAAACCUGGGUCACAAGCCCUGUAUGAAAGCCCAGCUGCACAUUCAGUGGAAAUGGCAUUUGGAAGUGGUGGCUGCUGGGAUAAAGGAAAUAAUUGGGGUAUAUCUUCUUCUUGACACUGAAUGUCAGAUAAAUUAAGGUUGAAUGAUGUGUUGGAUCUAUCAAAAGAACUCUGAAUCAUCACCAUGAAAAAUCAGCAAUCAUGAAUGAGUGCAAUCCCAUUACUGCCAUGGAUUCAUUGCAAGGCCAUGGGCAGUAGCGGUAGUCAUGAUGCUGUUAUGUUUUCAGGUGAUAAGUGCUUUGCACAUAUUAUACUGUAAUCCUAACAUUAACCCUAUAAAAUCGGCCAGUAUUGUUGUGCUCUAACUUCAGAUGAAGUUCCAGGUUUGGUGUCUUCUUCUUGGUGUCCUCCUACAUCAGAAUAGACCUCACUGACCUUGGCUGGUGGUGACUGGCAGCGGCAGGAGUGCUAUGAGGAGUGGCAGGUGGUUUGGCACCACCAUGUAAAUUUCCCAGAAUGCCUCAUGGUUACACUACACCAGGUGCAUUGUGGGAAAUGGAAAGGGCAGGUUGCUGCCAGACUCAGCUGCCUGUCAGGUGUGUGUGCACAGGCAGAGAGUACAACAGGCAUCCACAUAGUGGUGGGCUGUGCCAGGGCCCUGGCAGCUGCGUGAGGAUGCCAUGUGCUUCACUGAGGCUAUGUUUUGUUUAAGACCACCUAGCAAGUUCAUGGCAAAGAUGAGAUUUGUAGCACAGUCUCAUAGGCACAACACAGUGCUGAGGUGUUUCUGAAGGGCUUUCUCACCCCAAGAACUUGGCACCAAUACAAAGCACUAGAGGCUGCUGGCUGUUUGACACAACUGGGCAUUCCUGUUGGUACAGGGUGUUCUAUGAGUGGGUAGGACCAGUUUCUUAAAGAGUGUGACAGUCUCUGUGCUGGAAAGAUCCCAAAGCACUUAAUUCUCAUUUUGGGUGAAAGGAUGUCAGUCUUCAUCUAUCCCUUAAAAAGGGAUUUUUAUUUUUAGUGGUGAAAACUCUAGCUAAAGGGGCUCUUUCUGUUCUGGGAGAAAGAGUUAUUAGAUACAAACUAGGGACUGGAUUGAAUGGAAAUGUUUGUCCCUUGGCUCCUUACCAUUGUCAAAGCAGAGUAGUACCUUUUGUCUAGUUUUCCUAAGGAGUGCAUGGAUGUUCUGAUGUUUCGAUGAGAAUUGCUGAAAGGUAAUCGGCUGUGGUUUAUUAAAACCUUUGAAUUUCAGCUGCUUUGUGGGAGUGGGGGGAGGGACUAGGGACAUGAUUCUGCAAGGCCCUGUUAAAUAUUUUAAGGAUUUUCUGUUUUCAGCCUGUUGCUAUCCACCACAUGUAGUAGGGGGUGCUGUGGACUGCAAAUCAACACUAUCGAUCAGUAAAUAAGGAACUGUUGUUACCAUGAUGUGAUGGUAUUUCUCACUUGUCGGAUCUCACGCAGGGUGCUGUGCCUUGCAGGCCUGGCAUUAGAGUUUGGUGGGCCCUUGACAUGGUGCUGCCACCAGGCUCUGUGCUUGGUGCCACUGCUGCGCUGCCAACAUAGGUUCCACUUCCCACCACAAUAUGUCACUGCCAUGGCCAUGCUUCAUGGGGCAGAAAGCCCUGCCAUGCAUCAAAUGGCUCAUGCAAUGACAAGAAGAUAAUAACAGAAGCACAUCUGCAAAAGCAUAAAUGGAUAGAGAGAAGGGCCUUUGAGGAGGAGUUGUCUCGAUUUGUUCUUUCCUUUCCCAAUAGAAAUGGAAGAGACCUAGCAUUUUUCUAUGAAAUAUACUGUUGUUUUUUCUAUAUUUUUUAUUAAAUUUUCUGUUUUACAUUUUAGAAUAUUCAUUUAAACAGCCUUAAAAUAUCAGUGACUUCCCCCCUUCUCUUUCCAUGGUUCAUUUUGCAUAACAUAAAUCCCUGCAUAUUUUAUAUAAACUAAACCAUUCAGUAUUCCAUUAUUAAAUCCAUCAAAACUUAUUUGCACUGUUGAAUUUAUUUUAAUGCUGCCCAGGUUUUCAAAUAUACACAAUUUUCCUCCAUAUAUUCAAUAAAUAUUUUCCAAUCAUCUUUAAAUGUAUAUUCUUCUUGUUCUCUUAUUCUGUAUGUUAGGUCUGCAAGCUGUGCAUAUUCCAUCAGUUUAAGUUGUCAUUCUUCUUUAGUUUGGACUUUGCUCCUUUUCCAUUUUUGGGCUAACGAAACACGAGCCGCAGUAGUGGCAUACAUAAAUAACCUUUUUUGACACCUGGGAAUUUCCAUCUGAAUUAUCCCCAACAAAGGGACUCUGGUUUUUUGGGGGAAAGUAUUUUUAAACAUUUUUUUCAGUUCAUUAUGAAUUAUUUCCCAAUACUCUUUUACCCUUUCACAGGUCUAUCACAUAUGAUCUCAUUGCAUCAGUAAAUAUACUGUUUAUUUCCUUUCUCCACUUGCAGGGCCAGUAGAUACCAAGCCUGAAGCAGCCAUGUCUGAGCUGGUGCCAGAGCCGCGGCCAAAACCAGUCGUGCCAAUGAAACCCGUUGGUAUCAAUUCCAAUCUGCUGGGCUACAUUGGGAUCGACACCAUCAUAGAGCAGAUGCGCAAGAAGACCAUGAAAACUGGAUUUGACUUCAACAUCAUGGUUGUCGGUAGGAAGGGUUGGAUCCAAGAAUCUUGUGAAGGGAGGCGUUGCUAUGAAGCCAGGGGGCUAAACUGGGCAGCUAGUUAAUCAGCUUGAUUGCUCUUGCGUGUCUGUUUUUAAAAAGUUAAUAGCCAAUGUGGUGGGGAGGGCAGCUGGACAGGGGUUGUGGUGUAGAAGGGUAUGUUUGAGUGUGUCUAGAAACUAGUCUCCUGUUGAUAUUUGUUGCUUCUGGCCCCGUCUACCACUGGCAUGUGGCCUUAGAAGGUCACCCAGAAGCUAGUGAAACUUCGGGUUGAAAAAGAUUCCCUGUCCCCAGUACAGAGGAAGGGUUAUAAAGCCCUUUCCCCUCACCAUGGUUCAAAUUGCAGUCUGACUCCACAGCAUGCAAUGCAGGCAACUCCCAAUUUACAUGAGGGUUAUGUUCCGAAAUCGUGCAUAUUUGAAACACCAUGGAAAAAGUCUGCAAACGCCCUCUGGAAACCUUCAAAAAACCCUCAAAAAACUGGCAGCACAUACCAGACUGGCAAGAAGGAUGGCAAAUUAGCCAAAGUUCACCACAAUCACUCCAAACUUUUCUCAAACUCCAAAGCUCCACAGGCCUCAUCAGUCGGUGCAAGGUGUCUUGGGAUUGUACUUACAAAGAUUCGUGGGAUUGUUUGGUGAUGUUUUGUGCCUUUUUGCCCUUUCUGGGCUCUUUCAGGGCCAUUUUUUCCAUUUUCAAAGACUUCCGGGUUUGGCAUGAUGUGUGUGAGUGUGGUGGCGCAUCAACUGGACAUGUGUAAAUUGGGAGUUGCUUUUAGAAGAUAAGCUUCCAUUAACCUCAAUACAGUGGUACCUCGGUUUCCGAACAUAAUCCGUUCCGGGAGGCUGUUCGGGUUUUGAAACAUUCGAAAACCGAGGCUCAAAGGGCUGUCUGCAAAUUUAAUUAAGAAAAUUGAGAAACACUCAGCGGAAGCCGUUCAACUUCUGAGGCGCGUUUGAAAAUGGAAGCAUUUACUUCUGGAUUUUCGGUGCUUGAGUUCCGAAACAUUCGUCAACAGAGAUGUUCAAAAACCGAGGUACCACUUUACUACCACUGUUUAACAACAUGAGCCACGACCUGAGACAAACAUGGCCUGUGCACAAUCUGCAUGCCUGCCUUGCCACAUCUACCGUCACAAGAGCAUCUCAAGGAAAACCUUCAUUUCAUUGGGAAUGACUGCUUGUGCUCCCCAUUGUCUGCUGAUAGCCAAGCUGGGAAGCCAUCGUCCUGAUGAGCUCUUACUUUUACACCAGCCAGUGCCUUCUCAGCUCCCAGCAGCCGGGCUAUAAAUGGUUCUGCUGACUGGCUUGAAAAGGCUGUGGCGAAUCCUGUAUGCUUCUUUUAACAGGCCAGAGUGGACUGGGCAAAUCCACACUUGUGAACACCCUCUUCAAAUCCCAAGUCAGUCGCAAGUCUUCAGGCUGGAGCCGCGAGGAGAAGAUCCCUAAGACAGUGGAAAUCAAGGCCAUUGGUCAUGGUAAAAUUGCCUAACAUUUACAUCAAAUAGAGUUUUCAGGAGAGGGAAAGUAGACCUGGGUGUUCCAGGAAGUAAAGCCCAGGCUGGCAGAGGCCCAGGAGACCUCCAUAUGUUGCAAAGGACUUGUCUGAAUGACACCUGAAGGAUCAGUCUGGUCCAGUGCACAGUCCAGUGUGCCAUCCCUGCCUGUACCAUCUCCAGGAAUCUCUGUGGGGAUGGCCUGACAUGCAUAGCCCAAAACUGCAUGGCCAAGUCAUAGAUUUUAACUGGCUGAUCAACCAUUCAAUGUUGGCUGUGUUGUGACUGCAUUGGGAUAUGCUGUCCCUGUAUGGAUGACUGGGAAUGGCAGAGGCAGAGAAUGCAUAUUGCCUUCAUGUGAUGAAGCCCUUUCAGUUGUUGUCUGAAUUAGUCCAGAGUUGCUACAGUGAGAGUGUCCAUACGGUGACAGAAUAUGUGGACGCUCACUCGGACUAGCUUGAGGUUCAGUUAGAGUGUCCAUGUGUUUUACAGAGGACAGUCUAAGAAGUGCUUUAAAAGACAGUCAACUCUUUGGAAGUGUAUAAGAUUUGAUGAGAUGUCUGGUCCAAGUCCAGUUUAAGGAUGAAAGCUAUAGGAAGAAAGAGCAGGCUGCCAUGGAGUUGUCCAGCAGCAGUGAGCACUUGGGAAGCAGACUGAGCAGGCACAUAGGUCUCCUGGUUAGAGUCUCCCUCCUAUGAUGAGAUGCAGUGUAUUGUGUUUAUUUCUAAAUUUGCACCUGUACAUAUAAAUUAGCACAUGCCAAUUGCAUGAAAACGGUGUCCUCUUUUAGUAAUAGGCCACCCUGGAAUCAAUAGGCCACCCUAGGCUCAAUGUGUCUAACCUCUUGGACUUGAGGAUAUGUCCUUCUGGACAAAGACAUGCCCCAAAUUAAAGAUCCACUUAUAGGGCUUAUUCACACUUACCUUUUGCCCUGGUCUCUCCAGGCACAGGUCUGUGCUUUAAAGCUCUGUGUCCGAGUACCCUUUUUUGGCCCUGGAGCUUUCCAUGCAAAACCAGCUCUUUAUAGCUGAAGUACAACAAAUGGCAAUUUGGGUUUUCCAGAAAAAGAGUUCUCAGAGAUGCAGCUUCAAACAUGGACCAUGACUACAAAGAGGAGUGGAAAGGAAAGUGUGGAUAAGCCCAUGCUGGAAAGUUGCCAUACAGAAACAGGCCUCUGUUUGGAUCCAAAUUUAUAGGGUUUCCCCCCCUCUGUCGUCUAUUGGGGAUUGUUGCAAAGGGUCCAAGCUCUGUUGGGCUCCCCUUCCGCCAUCCAGCUAGAUCUUGUAAUGUCCUAGACAAGGAGCUUUAUUUCUACAAGGGCCACAUAGAUCUAUGUGUUCAAAAAGAGCCUCUCCUUUCCUCGCUCAGUACCAUGUAAAGGCCUUUAUGCUAUCAUCUCUAUAAAAAGUGUUCAGUUUUGGAGGAAGAUAACGGUAACAUUUCUCCCCCAGUUAUUGAAGAAGGUGGUGUCAAAAUGAAGCUCACAGUUAUUGACACCCCUGGAUUUGGUGACCAGAUCAACAAUGAAAACUGGUGAGUGUUUUGUUCCUUCGCUGAUUCUCAGUCUCCUCCCUACUUUCUUUCUCCUGCAUGAAUUAGCAUAACUAGAUGAAGGGAGCAGGACUUAAGAUGGGUAGAUAUUUUUUUUUUUGCUCUGAGGCAGACUCCUGUCCAGUGUUAUUAGUGCCCAAGAACCCAAGAUAGUCUGCACCAUAGGGAUGGUGGUGUUACAAUAUUUACCAGUCAAGCGCCCGCUGUGAUGCUUAAUACACAAGGAUAAAAAUAAGCUACAAAAACAGACCGUGGGCCACAUUAAGGGCUUAUGUUGCUCAGCAAUUCCCCUAGGUGACAUUAGGACCCACUAGUGGGGCUGCAGGAAUCCUGAUUGUUGCCAAAGUGGGGAAGAGUAGGGAAAGCAAGGAUCUUCCAAAACCAAGUUUAUAUUGAAGGAUCCUCUUCAAGGCUUGGACUCACUGGCAGAGGAAGGGGGAUGCAGGGGGUGCGGUCCGCCCCGGGUGUCAUCCCUGAGGGGGGUGACAUCACCGCCCUCCCCCCCCAGGAUGCUCUCCACGGGUGGCACCCCCAUGGGAUGCUGACCGCCCUGACCCCCUUGGACUACUGACAUUGCAAUCUAGUUUCCUUGAAUAUGAGAUAAAGGUAUGUCUACCUCUUUUCUCCCUGACCCUCCUAGCUGGGAGCCCAUUGAGAAAUAUAUUAAUGAGCAGUAUGAGAAGUUCCUGAAGGAGGAGGUCAAUAUUGCAAGAAAGAAACGGAUCCCAGACACGAGAGUCCACUGUUGCCUCUACUUUAUCUCCCCCACAGGUCACUCGUAUGUAUCUCAUCUGUUCUGGUGCAUGCCCAUAAGACCGGGAGGGAAGGGGAGUGGGAGGGCCCUGGGGUGCUAAGUGAACAAAACAGGGAUCUCCACAAGCUACCUGGCACCAUGUGCAGGGUGCACAAGUCUCCCCUGACAAGCCACACAGCAGACCGAGGUAAUGAUGGGGUAGCCAUGGGGCUGCACAGUCCUAAUAGUAACUGGUAUCUCUUCCCCUUUUGUGCCAUAAUGAGAGUGUGCUAUGUCGGACAUCCCUCUAACGUUAUUGAUGAAAAUGGAGUUCCAGAAAAGAACAUUUCAGCCAUUGCUUGUCUAUUCCUGCCCAUGUUCAUAAUUGGCAGGAAGCUCCCAUGAACCUAUAUUCUUAGGUUCACACAUGCAUUGUUAUGGUUUUGCCAGUUGUUAGGAAGCUGCUACCAGUCAUGGUUUUUCAACGUCUACUUGGCAAAAUUAGCAUCAUCUUGUGUAAUGUUCACAUGAGAUACUGUACAGCAGGAUGCCUUUCCACCUUGCUUCAAUUUUUUUCGUAUUGAAGUCUCCUUCUUAUCUCUCUAUCUUUCCACCGAAUGUAUCCAGUGGGUUUUUAAUGCUAUACCUAUGGAGGAAACUAAGAAGUAGAGAUCCAGAGCUAUAGAUGAGAAAGACUCUAGUUCAUUUCCCCCUUUCUAACCUAGAAACAGAAUAAAAAUGGGAAGGGCUUUAAUUUUGUGUAUGCUAGGAGCAAGACAAUAUGCUCUUCUUUGUUAAAGAUAGUGGUGGUCUCUUAAUAGUCUUUUUUCCUGGACUGUAGCUUAAGACCUUUGGAUAUGGAAUUCAUGAAGCACUUGAGCAAAGUAGUCAACAUCAUCCCAGUUAUCGCCAAGGCAGACACCAUGACUCUGGAGGAGAAGAUUGAGUUCAAACAGAGGGUAAGUAUCCUGGGAAACAUCCAGUAAGAAACACAAACACACAGUCCUUUAAGUGUUGUGCCAGGAAUACUCUCUCUUACAUAGCUUUGAAUUUUAUUUUAUUUUAUUUUUCUACCCAGGUCCGCAAGGAACUGGAAAUCAAUGGCAUCGAAUUUUACCCCCAAAAAGAGUUUGAUGAGGACCUUGAAGAUAAGACAGAGAAUGACAAAAUCAGGGUAGGAUGCUUAUGAUUGUGGAGUAGAUUUUCUUGUUGGAGAUGCUGAGGUAACUUGAGUCCAGUGUUUUCUUCUUGGUCCUCACCAUGCUUAUAAUGUGAGUUGGAUGUAGUAAAAGUUGGCUGUAAACGUUACAGCCACUAUGGAAGCAUAAGAAAUGGAUACUUCCAACCUUAUAACUGUAUACAUUUAUAUUUUGUAGUUCCUGAGGUGAGAAUUAAGCGCUUUUGAGGACUUACUUAAGAGUUAAUGUGGGGUUCCUGUCCUCACAAAUGUUUGUUUCCUAUAAGUUUCCUAUAAGUUUACAUGGGACUUACUUCUGAGUAAAAGUAAAGGUAAAGGGACCCCUGACCAUUAGGUCCAGUCGUGACCGACUCUGGGGUUGCGGCGCUCAUCUCACUUUACUGAUCGAGGGAGCCGGCAUACAGCUUCCGGGUCAUGUGGUCAGCAUGACUAAGCCGCUUCUGGUGAACCAGAGCAGCGCACGGAAACGCCGUUUACCUUCCCAUCGGAGCAGUACCUAUUUAUCUACUUGCACUUUGACGUGCUUUCGAACUGCUAGGUUGGCAGGAGCAGGGACCGAGCAACUGGAGCUCACCCCAUCUGGGGAUUCGAACCGCCGACCUUCUGAUCGGCAAGUCCUAGGCUCUGCGGUUUAACCCACAGUGCCACCCGCAUCCCUUCCUUCUGUGUAAACUUGCUUUAAAUUUCAUUGUAAAGGUGUCAACAGUCUAAAGAAUUGGAAUGCUGAAAAGAGUAUAGCAGGAAGGGCCAGCAUGCAUGUCUGCUAGGCAUGGGGGUUGGUAACUGGGACAAAAUCAAGUAUGUAGCAAGCUGGGGAAGAAACACAAGAAAGGAAAACAAGCAAUUGUCCAUACGUGUCACGCAGAGAAGCAAAGUCAUUUCAUUGGAUAUUUUCAGCAGGAAAGUAUGCCAUUUGCUGUGGUGGGCAGUGACAAGGAAUAUCAAGUGAACGGGAAAAGGGUCCUGGGGAGGAAGACACCCUGGGGAGUCAUCGAAGGUAAGCUGAUGCUGAUCCUACAGUUUCUGGCAGUUGCAUUUUUAGAUUGCCAAUAGGUUGUAGAAGCUAAAAUGGCAAGGUCAACAUUCCCGGCAGGUAGCCUCAGUAUGGUGCAGCGAGUGUUUCUGGUAGAGAUGUCUUGCUUUGUUGCCAUUUGUGCUCCCUGGAAUUAUCAGUCACCAUUUCUUUCUCCUUCAACAGAAACUGUUUGCCAGUAAUGAUCUGAAUGAAUAAACAAUGGAUAUGUUUAUCAGAGUUGCCCAUGAUGGCCCAGUUUGCACAUAACACCAAACCACGGCUUAAUGCACUCCUCCCUCAGUUCUCCUCCUGGGGCUAAUACAUGGUUUGCCUUUGUAUUAUGUCCAAACCUGAGCACCUGGCUUGUCUCCCUCUGAAAAACCAUGAGCAGUAAAUCAAGAACAAACCUUGGCUACAGCUUGUGGUUUGUCUGGAGCAAAACCAACCAGGUUUGGAAGGGAAAGGUAAACAAUAAGCCAAAGCAUGGCUUAGCUUGGGUAGUGUUGUGACAGCAGGACUGGGGGAGGAAAUCAGCAGCUAUAUAAUCUUCAUUGCAAGAACCCACCUGCUUGUUUGUUUGCACUAAGCCAUUGCUUGGUUUAGGAUUAACUGAGUUAGCACACAAAAUGAAUGGGCGACAAAUACUUUCAAGGCUGGGCUAAUCUGGUAAUGCAUAAAGGUACCUAGAAAGAUUGUAGACAAUUCUUAUUUGAGAUUGUCAAAGAAAGGCUUUAUAGGUGUCCUGCUGGAUAUGAUUUAGACAGCCUGCCUUCAGGCCAGCGGUGAUGGGACUCAGCUAUACCGCUGCAAAUACAGUGGUACCUUGGGUUACAUAUGCUUCAGGUUACACACUCCACUAAGCCAUAAAUAGUGCUUCAGGUUAAGAACUUUGCUUCACGAUAAGAACAGAAAUCGUGCUCCGGCGGCGCAGCGGGAGGCCCCUUUAGCUAAAGUGGUGCUUCAGGUUAAGAACAGUUUCAGGUUAAGAACGGACCUCCGAAUUGAAUUAAGCACUUACCCCGAGGUACCACUGUAAAACGUUUUAAAUGUGUUGUAAAGUGCAAUAUACAAAUGUGACACUAGAUGGCAACAGUGAGCCAUGCCAAAUUCAAUGUAUUUUUCAAAACGUUUUUAAAAAGCAUUUUCACAGUGUUUUUUUAUAUGUGUAGAUUCCACCAUAGGGGCUGGUAUAAGCAGGUGUGGAGUACUGGAAAAGUAUAAUGAAAUUGCUGUGAAUUGUUUCACCUAAUUCACUAGUUUGCUUAGACCAGGCAUAGGCAAACUCGGCCCUCCAGAUGUUUUGAGACUACAACUCCCAUCAUCCCUAGCUAACAGGACCAGUGGUCAAGGACGAUGGGAAUUGUAGUCCCAAAACAUCUGGAGGGCUGAGUUUGCCCAUGCCUGGCUUAGACCAAAUGGGAGAGCCUGAAAAACAACAAGCAAGCCACUUUUAUUAGUGCUGCUUCAGGUGGAAGCUGGCCUUGAUGGAUUUCUCUGAGUUCUGUAAUACUGUACCAGAACCACUGUUCAAGGCAUGAUUAAUGUAUUUCCCUUUAUUUACAGUGGAAAAUCUCAGUCACUGUGAAUUUGCUCUACUUCGAGACUUUCUCAUUAGGUGAGUCCAUUGGUUGUUAAAAGGUGCUGCUUAUUGAAUUGAAAAUGAAUUUCUGGUGAGAUCUAAAUUGGAAUAGAAAUGUGAGGUGUUUAUGCUAGAACGGAUGAUUGUGCUGCAGCUCCAAGAAAGCCUUAAAAAAAAAAAAAAGCACUUUAAAGCCAUUUAAAUCGGGGCCUAAGGGCAACAAUGAGUGCUCCUAUACUUACAUAAUAGAUUCCCCGGUAUUUUUUUCCUGUAUUCUCUGUCUUUUUCUCCUACUCCUUAGGACCCACCUUCAAGAUCUAAAAGAAGUAACGCACAACAUCCACUAUGAGACUUACAGGGCUAAACGACUGAAUGACAAUGGGGGACUCCCCCCAGUGACCGUAGAAACAGAAGAAAACCAUGAAAGCAACCUGUGAAGGACCCAUCAAGUUAUCUGCCAUCUCCGAAUUAUAACCACUACUACCACCCCAUCCCUUGAUUUGAAUUCAAGCCUCUCUUUGAAGCAUGUGGAAUAUCCUUUGUGUGUGCAUACUGGGGAAGAACCCCAACUUCACCCAAAUGUCCCCAUCUAUUAUUAUUAUUAUUAUUAUUAAUUAUUAUUAUUAUUAUUUGAAUUUUGUAUUUUGCACAGCAGACUCUAGUCUUCCGUUGUAUUCCCAGAUUCAAUUGUGCAUCCUGAUUGUGGGGAAAGUUGAAGGAAUUCUGGAAGUGGUGCAAUCUCUGGGGGUCACGAGAAAUACCUCCAAGGGAGAUAAUGAGAUCAAUGAGAGGAUGUUGUACGCACUGUGGUGGAAACAGAGAGCCAUAUUUUGGAUGCGAGUUUCACAGGUCUGGAAGAGACUGGGUUGCUCUGCAGCUGUGAUAGAUGGUUUGUGUCGUAGGCUCAGUUCUCAGCAUGGAAGCAGGAAAAAUGGACUCAGACUAGAUCUCGCUGACACAGUUAUGUGAAUUAAGGUGCAGUGAAAUAAACGGGAGGGAAUCUUUUGCCAAGUAAAUGUGUUUCAAUGUGCCAGUGUAAGAAAAAAGACAAAAAGACAGGAUUUUGGCCAUUUUGGCCCAUACCGAUGGGAGGCAAAGUUGUUGAGUGAAAAACAAGAGUGGAGAUUUGAUUUGGGAGUAUUAGUUUUCUUGGUGUAGGAGGGGGGGAGCAUUAAUAGUGAGGAACUGCUUUCAAACUACGCUUUAAACAUUUUUGUUAAAGUUCAAGGCUACCCUUGUCACCAUUGCAUAUCUGAUAUCUUGAUUCUGACUAGCUCUCAGAUUUAUAAUAAUCCCCUUUGGAUUGUUGCAGCAGCUGAAAACACCAAGAAUGCAACAUGUUCCAAUUGUGCCUUUCCACUCUCUGACCUACUGAUGAGAAGACAGCUUUCUGCAAAGCAGAGAGCCCCUUAUGCUGGGAGGAUUCCCCUCCCAAAGAAGAUGUCUCCCCAUCCAUUGCAUACUGAGAGGUCAAACAGCAUGAAGAGGCUACUUGGGCAGAACACACUUGUCCUUGAUUCCAUAGCAUGGCAUUCUUAACCUGACUUUGCUCUCUAUAGGCUUUCCUUGGGUGGUCUAGGAAUCAGCUUGAUUGCAGGUAUGCUGCCAAUUAUAUAUCUUUAGAUAUGUAAUUUGGUAGCACCAUCCAAAUUCUGAGAAUCACAGCCUUUGUUUUUGAAACAAGAGCAAGUGCCUAGGUUUCACGAUGGUGGAGGGGGGAAAUUUGUUAAGAUGUUAAUGCAUCUGCAGAAGGCUGAGAAAGCAGAAGUGGCUUGUGUGGUACUUCUGGUGGUCAGGAGGACUUACAUUGACCUGUGCAGGCCCCAGACUGUCCCUGCUCCAUCCUGUUUUUGUUAUUUUGUACUGUCUCUCAAAGUGCCAGAAGUACUAUAUCUCAAAGUGCCGGAAAUACCUAACUCCUUUUCAGAUGUUAAUUCAUAAACCUGUGUUCAAAUUCGAAGGAUCUUUAUGCCCAAUAUAAUUUAGUUAAAAAAAAAAUCCCAUGCCUCAUAUUUCUCCCAAUUGGAACCAAGCCAGCUAACAAUAGCAGAAGAUACAACACAAAAUGGGGACAUAGGAAGCCACUGGUCCACCUGGUUCAGUACUGGCUACUUGACUGCUGCUCACCAAAGUUUCAGACAAGACUCUGAGCUAUAUCCCGUCCUCACUGUAGAUUAUGUCACAGAAAUGUAAAUGGAACAAGCUCUGUCACCAGCUCUAUGUAAUCCACAGCUUGGUAGUCACAAUUCUAACAGGAAACUCACCUAAAAAUCAGUUUUUUUACAGUAUUUCCUAAAUCCUAAAGAUUCAGGCACUGGAGGUGUUUCCUUCAGAGUUCUAUAGAAUCACAGCGAGAGCUCCAGGCAACUGCAUAUUUUUCUUGGUUUUAAAAAGGGAUGAUAUGCCAUUUGGAAUAGACCAUUGUCAAAUAUUCUGAACCAGUAGGAAGAGAAACAUGGAGGGAAGUACUCUGCAAGCUAUUAUAGCUAAGCUUUAGAAAGUUGAGUGGCUAGCCCCAAUGUAACCACCAAAAUCUGGUCAAGCAGGGAAAUGAGGGGCGUAUGUGAUUUUGUUGCUGCUGCAAGGGAUGUUGCUUUUUGGAAAUUUGGAGAGGACAGCAUAAAUAAGGUCCCAUAACUUCUUUGAGCCUUAUCACCUGUUUCUGAUGGUGUCAAAAUCCAGCCUUUGAAAGAGCAGGGAUGGUAAAUGCUCCAAAGCCCUUCCAAAUAGAUUUUCUGCCACAGGGACCCAGAUCCUGUUGCUGACAUACUGUACCUCAAGGCCCACAGACCAGGUAGAACAUCCUUUUGGAGCCUUGCAACAUCAAAGGUGGGCACCUAUAGCAAUAUGCAUUUAAAACAACAAUUGAUUAAAGAAGAAACAUUUUGACCACUUAGCAUUAUUAUUCUGUCUACUAGCCCAGCUUAUUGGUCCCUUGCUAUUUAAUCAUUCUCCAUUACUCAAAACAUAAAACAUAUAGUAACCAUGCUACUUGCACAUUCAUUUCAAUAGACAUAAGUGCUUAUUAGCAGAGAAUAUUUUACUGAAAUCCACUCAAACAUGAGGAUAGCAACUGCUGUCUAAGUUGAUACAGUGGUGAUAUAAGAUGAUAAUGUAAAAACUUUACUGUAUGAGCCAAAAGACCCUGGUCUCGUUCAGGCCAGUUUCAAAGUUAACUAAUUACUGUAUUUUACAACUUUGCCACAGCACCAGAACUUUAGGACUUAGGGACAAAUGAUCUCAUUCUUCAAUACGGGCAGAAUAUCUGUUUGUCUUCAGUGCAGGCCCAGUCAAUGAAAUCCAGGUUUGCCUGAAGUUGAGGCAGGCCUUCCAAUUUAUUUCUGUGCAUAAAAUCUUCCUUUAUCUAGCUUAGUCACUGAGAGGCCAGUGAGACUAGCAGGUUAUAAAUAUGCCUAACCCUUGCAUAGCUGAAGUCAAAGAUGAAAUGAGCUUACUGGUUUUAGCCUAGUCCUGAGAGGAUUUUUGGAAACCUUUUGUGGUUUUCUGUAGCACAGCAAUAAUAAUUGCAUGGCAUUUUUGAUGAACAGAGGUAAAAUCAUUGGAGUCCUCUAUGGUUUUACGCCAGGGCAGGGGUCUUUUGGAAGAUUGUUUGAUAAAGGUUGUUGCAGCAUUGUGGUAGUUAGAACUGUAAGUUUUUUAAAAAAACAAACAAACACAUAUUAGAUGCUGUAAUAUAACGGAACCAUGUGAGACGAAGUUGGGUAGUGGAAUAACAGAUAAAGACUUGGGGGAGAAUUGAUCUGCAUGUGAAGGGUUGUAUCCAGUGCUUUUUUUCUUUUAAAAAAAUGUUUAGGGGUACUCUCAUUUUGCUACUCAUAUUGAAAUACUGCCCCUCAAUGAGGCCAAACUUAGAUUCACAAAAUGUUUAGAGGUAUGCGUACCCCCAGAAAAAAGCACUGGUUGUAUCGGAGAUUUACGACUGCAUUGUGCCAGUGGUUAGGCUUCUGUAUCUGUGUGGAGGCCUCUUCAAUAUCAUGUUGGUCUGUCAACAUACAUCAGAAUCACCAGACAUGGCACGGCAUCUCUGGUAGUGUUGCUUUUGUCCAUCUACAGUAUAUAAGCUCUGUUUAGCUUUGUUGGUCUCUGGGCAGAGGAAGCCUAGCGAUCCUACUGCCCUUUAACCUGGCCUAUUGUGUGAGGAAAGCCCCAGCCAUGGUGCUUGAAUCCAGGCAUAUCAGCUGUUCUCUGCUCACAUGCAAGCGGAUGGUUGCAUCCAAUUCCACCUGACCUUCCUUUUAUCUCACUUGUAAUCAGACCACAAUGCUGCUCAUUUGUGAAUCCUGUUUCUGUCAAGAUUUUCCUCUACACUUCUGGUGGCAAACUUGUCUAGGCAAGCAUCAGCAGCCUUUUCUACAUUUUUCAUUGUUGAACUAUGCUCAUCAUGUCCAUCUCAGCAAGCCACAGCCCAUUAAUGGUACAUCAAGGCCAUUUCACAGCCAGCAGUUUCUUUCCAGCCUUGCAUUUGAUCUACACCUAGGACUGGGGCACAUGGUACAGCUACUACCUGGGAACCACCAGAAUGUUGCUUUAAGUGAAAUGGAAAGUUAGUUUUUCAGGAUUUCUCCAGAGGCAAAAUGGAACAUCUAGAAUGUAUGUGGCACUGUAUGUAUAAAUGAAAUGAAUGGGUUGCUUCCUACAGACUCACAAUCUAAAAGGGGGGGGGCCUCAUCCAGACUUGUGCUUGCCCCAUGCCUAAAUAGCCCAGGCCUGAGCAGUUCUCCACUUGUCCCAUGCUUCCUAGCCAUGGGCCCGAGUGGUUUUGCCCUUGCCGAACUGCUUUCCCCUGGAAAAUCUGCCUUUAGCAACAAAGCAGAGCCAACGUGAGUCUGAAGAAAACCUGACUGAUGUUUACUGUGAUUCAGUGGUAAGGAUCAGGUUUUCCCAGGUGAAAGCAGCAGGGCAAGGGCAAUUCUGGAUGAGUCCAGGGAGAGAUGGAGAGAGGGGAGGAGGAAGGGAAAGGGUCAUUUAUGUCCAGUGAGUCACUGUAUGGAUUGUUAUAUUUCCCCAUUCUGCUACACAGCUUUUCUUUUCUUUUUUGCGCCUUUUGCAUUGUGGGGAAAACUGACCAAUCCAUGUGGUGAAAGCUGUCACAAAGGGCAACUUAAAGCAGGUCCAUCUCCAUGUGGCAGCUGUAACAUGGGCAUUGCUUGUAGUCAAGGCUGCUGGAAGCCAUGAAUGUUUAUCCAUUUAAGCUAUUUUUAUUUCAAGCAUAGUGGUAAAACUUCCAGAGUGGUAGCUUCAUCCUAAAUCUACAUCUUCAGACAUUGAUGCUACUGUCUGAUGAAGGUUUGGUGCACUUGACUACCCAGUCAAAGGGAAAUUAUUUUCACUCAAGAUUUAGCUGCUGUGACUAUAGGGCUAUAUUUUACUUUGAACAUGGGAUCAAUAGGUGUGAGGAAUGCAGAUUUGUUUUCCUUGGUGGAGGAACUGUGGUCUGAGAACUCCAGAUCCAAGUUUUAAUGGUUUUAAUUUCUGUUGAACAAUUUCUGCCUGCAUCAAUCUAAACGGUAAAAUAUUGUUUGUUACUUUGCUGCAUAGCAAGAUUAACGUUAUAGUUUCACCCUCAGGCUGAGCUGAGCAGGUCCAUUUAUUUUAAGAAAAUUUCCAUUUAUAUUAUAGCAAAUCUAAAUUUACAUGUUAUAGUAAAUGCUGUCCAUAAAAGGAAAAAGCAGAGAUAUGCGCACACUCCUUGUCAAUAUGGAUCUUUGCUUUUCUAGCUGAGAAUGCUACGGUGUUCAUAGCCUUUUGCUGCAGCUAGUGGUAUUUACUAAUAUGAAAUUAUCUUUUGCUCCAUUCCAAUCUGCCCAGAUCAAAUGCCACCCAAGACACACAAACUCCCUACAAAGCACUCUGCUGACUAUGACUACAGUACUACUACUACUGCUACUGUUAUAAAUGUAAUAAGAAAGCAAAUUCCCCAUAGUAAUAUUUUGGCUUCCCUCUUUUUGAGGUUCUUUAACGUUACAUGUGGAUCUAGACAACAAGGCCAUAAAAGAGACACAGGUGCAGAGAAAAAGAUAUCAGUGGAAUCCUACUGUAGUCUCUGAAAAUCCUACAUUGUCACUGUGCAAACUGAGAUGUACCUAAAGUAUUUUGGAAAUCUAGAUCCUCUUGCAAGCAAGUUCAUGGAUAAUUGUAGAUUACACUAAGAUUCUUUUCUUCUUCUUCUGGCAGAGAAACUAAUACAAGCAUGGUAAAUGAACGUAGCCUAGAUUCUCCUGGUGCCUCUAGUUUAUGGAAGUAUCAUAAUGAAGUCCUCUUGUCAUCUGUCCA